Messenger RNA from Lachancea meyersii CBS 8951, 1758 nucleotides. The record is from the annotation of a GenBank genome assembly. NCBI's taxonomy places the organism in Eukaryota, Fungi, Ascomycota, Saccharomycetes, Saccharomycetales, Saccharomycetaceae.
AUGGGAGAUACUGGGAUUAAUGAUAUCGUAGGGGAAAGUGCAAAAGACAACACCAAAGCGGGGAGUUGGAGUCCAACAGCGGAUAUUGUGGAUACACCAGCUUUUUCUAACAGUGCGUACCAAGCAGGGGAGCAGUCUGGAGACGACCGGCCCCGUUUCAACCAUCACAUUCUCGUGUCGGAUGCGAUGGCCAAAAACUCAAGACAAUUGCUGUACGCGCAUAUCUACAACUACCUGAUUCAACACAAGUACUACCGAACGGCGCGACGGCUGCUAGAUGAAGCAGACGUGCCACUUUCCAAGCCGAUCCCUGACGACAAAGCCAAAAGCGAUGAGCUCCUGCACGCUAAGAUGCUAAUGAACUCUAAGGACACGUUUCUGUGCGAGUGGUGGGAGUCUCUGUGGACAUUGCACUAUUUCAUUGAAACCCAGUCUGUCGAGAAAAUAUCCAGCAAUCGUCUUUUCCACGAUCCCGUCACGCCGAUUCUGCCGCAGCGACCACCGAUGGUACAAAGCUCAACGACUUCGAAUCCGAACUGGACUCAGCAGCAGCCAUACCAGUAUCAGCAGCGGCAGCAACAGUACCAACCACAACAACCGCAUUUUGGGGCUACCGACGCUGCGGCCUUCGCGCCCCUGGGCCCGUUGCAGCCAUCGAUGGCGCCCCCCAGAGUUAAUGAUUUAAAGGCCAACAAAACGACUGCUUCACCAUCGUCACCAUUAAGGAAAUCUGCGUCGGCAUAUUCUCAUGUACAAGCCGCCCCAGGCGGCAUGCCCACAGCAAUGGGGCCGUCUGGACUUUCCGUGCCAUCUCAUCAGUUUGGUGUGCCAAAUGCGCAAGGCCCACUGGGUCCAAACCCAAUGUAUUCGAAUUUCUCACCGGUAGUGAGAGCAUACUCCGGUGCUUCGAGUGAGCAAGCGCUAAACACGACAAAAAAUGGGAUUGAGACAUCUAUCAAAGAAUAUCAACACCCCGGUAUGGCUCCACCGCCCAUGAAUAAUGCACCGGGCAUUCCUGAUAAUAUGAUGAUAUACAUGCAGAAACAGCACGAUGCGAUGGGCGUCAGGAAACAUCCAGAGGACGAUUUUUCGAAAAAUGAUACGCAGUGGAACUUAAAGCAACAACAGCUACAUGAUCAGUAUCAAAAGUCCAUGUAUAUUAUGAUGCAGCAGCAGCAACAGCAAAGCUACCAGCAGUAUCCGCCGUACCCGCAGCAACGUCCACCACCACAACAACAACACCAACAAAAUUAUCCUACGCAAAGACCUCAGCGAUAUAGGUCAUUUUCGAAUCCACCAAUACCGGAUGAACACUCUGCUAUGAUCUCAAACAACCAAAGUAGGAUUUCUAAUACACAACAGGCCCGCGACGCUGCAACAGCGGAGCUGCCGAACCGACGAGAUAUCCAGCAGUUGCACCGUCAAGGUAUGGGGCCCAGCCAGAGGGAAACACAACCGCAGCAUAAUCGUCCCUCGGCUCAAAGACAUGUCUCUGCCACGCAGAUCAAUGCUUCUGGCUACCAAAAUCCUGCUGAUCUAACGCCUGACCCAGGCUCGGCACCACUACCGCUGGGCGGUCAUACGCUGGAUUCGGCAACUCACAUGAACAUGAUGAUGAUGCACCAGUCGCCAAGCGCACUUUCGCCGGUUAUUGCGUCGGGACAAGAGCUACCGCAGGGUGAUAAGUAUAUUGAGAGCGUAACAAACAUGAUGAAUUUUGGCAAUCCGUUGCAACCGUCUUCGUCGCAUCAAAAUUAA